AUGGCUUCAUUAUUGCUCGCUUGCGCCGCAGUCCUCGCCAGCCAGGCCCGCGCGUUCACCGCGCCGCGGGCGCCGCGCUUGCGACACCGCACGGUCCCGCUGCGCGCCGAGCGCGUCGGCGCCGGCUACCUCGAGCGGCUGAGCAGCUACAGCGACGAGGUCGGCUACACGCUCGACGCGCCGACGCGCUACAGCAUCAAGGACUGGUGGUUCAACCUGCAGAACAUCGGGUCCUCGUCCGUCCUCGAGCGCAUCGGCGGGCACCUCGUCGCGAACACGGUCUGGUCGGUCGUCGUCGUCUCGUGCUACGGUGCGUGGCUCGUCUACGCGCAGGACAACGAGGCGCCCUGGGUGGGCAUCGUCGGCCUCGACUACGGGUCGCGGGCCGACGACUUCGACUGGUUCGCGCCGUUCACGCUGUCCGGGGGCAUCCUGGGCAUCCUCCUCGCGUUCCGCACGGGCCAGUCGUACGACCGCUUCUGGGAGGGCCGCCAGGUCUGGGCCCGGGUCGUGAACCGCGUGCGCGCCAUCGCGCGGGCGUCGCGGAGCUACGCGACCUUCGACGACGACGACGACGUCGUGUCCGGCGUGCUGCUGCGGUGGCUCGCGGCGUUCCCCCUCGCGCUGAAGCAGCACCUCCGGGGCGAGCGCGACGUCGACGCGUUCGACAUGCUCCUCGGCGGCGAGCGCCGCGACCUCGAGUCCGCGGACAAUUUGCCGUUGGCGGUGUCCUACGCCCUGUCCGCGGAGGUCGACGGCAUCCGCCGCGCGUCGGAGGGCUCGCAGGCCGCGUCGCAAUUGUUGUGGUGGCAGAUGGAGUCGAUGAUCCUCGACCUUCAGGACGCGAUCGGCGACGCCGAAGCGAUCGCGGGCACGCCCGUGCCCCUGUCCUACUCGCGGCACACGUCGCGGCUGCUGUCCAUCUGGACGCUGCUGAGCCCCGUGAUCAUGCUCAAGGCGCUCCCGCUCCCGCUCAUCCCGCCGGCGACGGUGCUCGUGUCGUGGAUGCUGCUCGCGACGGAGGAGAUCGGCCACAUCAUCGAGGAGCCCUUCGGCAUCCACGACGACCGGCCGAAGAUCCUGCCGCUCCAGCGCUACUGCGACAUCGUCGGCCGGGACCUCCACGAGCAGAACAACCUCAUCGAGCUCGCGCGGCGCGCGAAGCGCGGGGGGGCGGCCGGCGGGGACCGCGACGGCCCCCCGGGAAAGGCCGAGGGGGAAUCGCACUAA
Messenger RNA from Aureococcus anophagefferens, 1230 nucleotides. RefSeq lists its product as hypothetical. NCBI's taxonomy places the organism in Eukaryota, Pelagophyceae, Pelagomonadales, Pelagomonadaceae. Gene Ontology annotation, molecular function: chloride channel activity. The transcript has a single exon. The coding region runs from base 1 to 1230 and encodes 409 amino acids. The record is from RefSeq and is a predicted model, not a curated record.